Messenger RNA from Pseudomassariella vexata, 1317 nucleotides. RefSeq lists its product as uncharacterized. Gene Ontology annotation, cellular component: SNARE complex; plasma membrane. The record is from RefSeq and is a predicted model, not a curated record. Gene Ontology annotation, biological process: exocytosis; vesicle fusion. NCBI's taxonomy places the organism in Eukaryota, Fungi, Ascomycota, Sordariomycetes, Amphisphaeriales, Pseudomassariaceae. Bases 1 to 1317 code for a protein of 438 amino acids. Gene Ontology annotation, molecular function: SNAP receptor activity; syntaxin binding. The transcript has 2 exons.
AUGAAGAAAUUCGGCUUCGGCAGCAAGAAGGAGAAGGGCGGCUCGCCAGCGUCGUCUGACAACCCCUAUGCCCAACCUCAAGAUGCCAACGACCCGUACGCCGGAGGCAAGCCCAUGACGGGUCCACAAGCAGCAUACAAGCAAUACCAGCAAGCACCCAUUGGAGGCGGGCUUCCCAGCGGCCCACGAGGCAGCGGUGGCCUCCCCGGUGGUCCAGGAGCUGCCCGAGGCGGUUAUGGUGCGUCCUCGUUGAACCGCAACGGCAGCACUGCCUCGUCCGAGACCGCUCCUCCGCCAUACAGCAACAACCAGUCCGCAGGCGGCUACGUCUCCGAUCGCUACGGUGCCCAAGGCGGGUAUGGCAGCAACCGAUACGAGAAGUCCGGAGGCUACAGCACUGACGCGGGGGCAAGGGGCCCCGGAGGUUACGGUGGCCUCGGCCGAACCAACAGUGACGACACCGAUGCGAACCGCGAUGCCCUCUUUGCUGGCGCCAAGGAUCGAUAUGCUACGAGACCACCGCCUGGACCGAGCGUACCAAGCACGGGAAGCGGGGGCUACGGUGCUUCUGGUGCCGCGUCUAGCUACGGCGGCUACGGCGAGCAGCGUGAACUCACUGCCGAGGAGCAAGAGGAAGCUGAGGUAGAUGAUGUCAAGCGCCAGAUCAAAGAAAUGAAGCUGGCAUCUGCCAACUCGGCCGAAAACUCAGAACGCAUUGCUGCCCAGGCCGUGGAGACGGCUCUGGGUACCUACGCAAGACUGGGUGCGCAGCACGAGCGUCUGAACUACACCGAGAGUCUCCUCGAUAAAGCCAGCAUUUCCACUCGCGAGGCCGAGGGCCAAACCAAGAAACUCAAGAGCCUGAACCGCAGCAUGUUCGCGGUCCACGUGGACAACCCCUUCACCAAGAAGAAGCGUGAGACCGAGUUCGAGCAGAGGACGCUUGAUCAACAUCGAGCGGAUCGAGACCUGCGCGAAACCACGCGCAAGGCGGGCUGGGAGGCAAACGCGCACAUGGAAGCCGGUUUCAAGGAGAUCGAGGGGUCCCGAAGCGUCAACAAGUGGGAGCGGGCCAGCGCAGCCGAGAAGAAGAAGUUUCAGUUUGAGGACGACUCGGAGGGUGACGAGGCCGAGGAUCGCAUCGAUGAUGCCAUGGAGCGGACGGCCGGUCAUGUCCACACACUUAAUAGCGUGGCCAAGUUGAUGGGCAAGGAAAUCGAUGCGCAGAAUACUGUUAUUGACAGUGUUGGCAACAAGGCUACUACCCUUGACGACAGAGCCAAGCUGAACACCGAGAGGUUGCGGAGAAUCCGAUGA